This is a messenger RNA of Penicillium daleae, 1557 nucleotides long. RefSeq names its product sugar transporter. The transcript is spliced from 4 exons. NCBI's taxonomy places the organism in Eukaryota, Fungi, Ascomycota, Eurotiomycetes, Eurotiales, Aspergillaceae. Gene Ontology annotation, cellular component: membrane. Bases 1 to 1557 code for a protein of 518 amino acids. Gene Ontology annotation, molecular function: carbohydrate:proton symporter activity. The record is from RefSeq and is a predicted model, not a curated record. Gene Ontology annotation, biological process: carbohydrate transport; transmembrane transport.
AUGGCUAGCUCUUCGAGCGACAUGUCAAACAACCCUCAUCCACACGCUUUGCGUGUCUAUCUUCUUGCAAUUGUCACCUCAAUGGGUGCAUUCAUGUUUGGUUAUGACCUGGCGUUUAUCGGAACGUCAAUUGGUCUUACAUCUUUCAAGAGGGAUUUUGGCCUAAUCGGCACAACCCAAUCCGUCCAGGAUGCAUUUUCAGCCAAUAUUGUCUCACUGCUUCAGGCUGGAUGCUUCUUUGGUGCCCUGGCUGCUGCACCACUUGGAGAUAAGCUCGGCCGGCGAAUCGCGUUAGCACUUGGUGCGAUAUCCUUCACUGUCGGCUCAAUAAUGCAAGUCGCUUCGGCGGGCAGCAAGCCCAUAAUGUUUGUUGGCAGAGUAAUUGGUGGAAUGGGGGUCGGCUCUGCCAGUAUGUUAGUUCCACUAUACACCGCUGAAUGUGCACCACCAAAGAUUCGAGGUCGACUAGUCGGCAUCUAUGAGAUUGGCGUGCAGAUCGGUACUUGCAUGGGUUUCUGGAUCAAUUUCGGUGUUGAACAACAUAUGGCGCCAACAUCGGCGCAAUGGAUGACCCCGUUUGCUUUACAAAUCGUUCCUGGUGGUCUCCUUUUGAUCGGCCUCUGGUUUAUGCCAGAGUCCCCUCGAUGGAUGGCCAAAGCUCAUGGCAGAUCCCGGGUGACUGAGGUCCUGUCGCUCCUACGAAACCUGCCAGGCGAUCAUCCCGAUGUACAACAUGAAGUUGAUGAUAUCUUGCAGCAACUCGAGCUUGAACGAGCAAUGAGCCCGGAUGGGACUUUGUCAUCUGUGAAAGAGCUCAUGCAACCGGGUAUCCGCUACCGCGUGUUCCUGGGAGUGGUGAUCAUGAUAUUCUUCCAGAUGGCCGGGUCGAAUGCCAUAAACUAUUAUUCGCCUCGUAUAUUCGGAUCGAUUGGACUCACUGGAACCAAGACAACAUUAGUAUCCACGGGAAUCUAUGGCAUCGUCAGGUUGGUUGCAGUAUUUUUCGCUAUGUAUUUUGUGGUCGAUCGCUUGGGCCGAAAGCCAAUGUUGAUUGCCGGCAGCAUCGUCAUGGCAAUUUCAAUGUGGCUUAUUGGCGCUUUUGUCAAGAUUCAAAGCGCAGAGGUCAAAACCGGAGAAUCGAUAAGCGGCACGUCUUAUGCGGCAGCUGUGUUUAUAUACUUGUUCGCAGUGUCGUUUUGCUUCAGCUGGGCCGGUGUGCCUUGGAUCAUCUGCUCCGAGAUAUACCCCUUACAGGUCCGCGGACUUGCCGUCAGUAUUUGUGUCGCAACGCACUGGUUGUUCAACUUCGUUCUCGCAAGAAGCGUGCCCUAUAUGAUCUCGAACAUCACCUUUGGGACAUACUUUGUAUUUGCUGCCUGCACCACACUAUCUGUACCCUUUGUCUGGCUGAUGAUUCCAGAGACUAAGGGCUUGUCUUUGGAAGAAGUUGAUCUCUUGUUUGAAGAUCGUAUUUUCAGUCUUCGACCGCGAAGCUCGUCCUUUGGACACGGGGUAUCUGACCAUAAAGCAGCAGUUGAGCAGGUUGAAACCGUCUAG